This is a messenger RNA of Sciurus carolinensis (gray squirrel), 1123 nucleotides long. Its product is annotated as nucleophosmin-like. The transcript has a single exon. Gene Ontology annotation, biological process: positive regulation of transcription by RNA polymerase II; chromatin remodeling; ribosomal large subunit biogenesis. Bases 16 to 792 code for a protein of 258 amino acids. Gene Ontology annotation, cellular component: ribonucleoprotein complex; cytoplasm; nucleoplasm. Lineage: Eukaryota; Metazoa; Chordata; Mammalia; Rodentia; Sciuridae. Gene Ontology annotation, molecular function: chromatin binding; histone binding; RNA binding. The record is from RefSeq and is a predicted model, not a curated record.
GCGUGCUACCACCCCAUGGAAGAUUCGAUGGACAUGAACAUGAGCCCCCUGAGGCCCCAGAACUAUCUUUUCGGUUGUGAACUAAAGGCUGACAAAGAUUAUCACUUUAAGGUGGAUAAUGAUGAAAAUGAACACCAGUUAUCCUUAAGAACGGUCAGUUUAGGGGCUGGUGCAAAGGAUGAAUUGCACAUUGUUGAAGCAGAGGCAAUGAAUUAUGAAGGCAGUCCUAUUAAAGUAACAUUGGCAACAUUGAAAAUGUCUGUACAGCCAACGGUUUCCCUUGGGGGCUUUGAAAUCACACCACCUGUGGUCUUAAGGUUGAAAUGUGGUUCAGGGCCUGUGCAUAUUAGUGGGCAGCACUUAGUAGCUGUGGAGGAAGAUGCAGAAUCAGAAGAUGAAGAGGAGGAGGAUGUAAAACUCUUAAGUGUGUCUGGAAAGCGAUCUGCCCCUGGAGGUGGUAGCAAGGUUCCCCAGAAAAAAGUAAAACUUGCUGCUGAUGAAGAUGACGACGAUGAUGAAGAUGAUGAUGAUGAUGAAGAUGAUGAUGAUGAUGAUUUUGAUGAUGAGGAAACUGAAGAAAAAGCUCCAGUGAAGAAAUCUGUACGAGAUACUCCAGCCAAAAAUGCACAAAAAUCAAACCAGAAUGGAAAAGACUCAAAACCAUCAACACCAAGAUCAAAAGGUCAAGAAUCCUUCAAAAAACAGGAAAAAACUCCUAAAACACCAAAAGGACCUAGUUCUGUAGAAGACAUUAAAGCAAAAAUGCAAGCAAGUAUAGAGAAAGCACAUUGAACAGCCCUGGGCACUACUGGUAAAUUAAGCCCAAAGAUGGGGAGAAAGGAAAAGGAGAGACAAAUAUAGUCCAUACUGAGUAUCAUCAACAAUCCAGGCUGAAGUCUUCUAUUUUAAUCUCAAUCCCCUUUCCUGAUUUGCCACCCACACCCACUUGCAGGCUGGAAGCAAUCUCUCUUGAUUUCCUAAAGCACUUUUGACUGCUGUGAAUUCAGUGAACCUUAUAUUGCUCUUACUUGUGCAUAUGCCUCAUCAUCUCUUGGACCAUGUUUUAAUCACCUUUGUAUCUCCUCCUUAGCUGCUCAAUAAAUAUUUGAAUGAAUGAAAAAAA